Dichomitus squalens LYAD-421 SS1 is the source of this 828-nucleotide messenger RNA. RefSeq lists its product as uncharacterized. NCBI's taxonomy places the organism in Eukaryota, Fungi, Basidiomycota, Agaricomycetes, Polyporales, Polyporaceae. The record is from RefSeq and is a predicted model, not a curated record. The transcript is spliced from 2 exons. The coding region runs from base 42 to 596 and encodes 184 amino acids.
CUCCCCCAACAUCUACAUCUACACCUGCUACCGCCCCAGACAUGACUACGGACCUCAUCACAUACCGUCUGGGCGCGAAAAAUUACUGCUACAUACCGCCUCCGAAAACCUAUGAGGAGGCCCUCAGUGCAGCGAAGACGAACUACAAGGAACUCAAGCACGUUGACGAGGACUGCAUUACCUUCUGCGUGAUUGCCACCGUCGCCGGUGUGAAGCAGCAUAUCCGAGUCAGCCCGGCUUCAUGGCCCAUCGUGGUCUCGAAGCUUCACCGUUACGAAGUCCUCGACAUCGUGCUUCAAUUUGACGAUGACGACACUAUCCCGGACAUCAUUGUGCACUCCGCGAAGGACGUGGAGAGUCUACCCACCUACGAGGACAUCCGGGAGAAGACCGGGAUGGAUGACUUCCUUGCUCCCUCUUGCCACUCGUCCCCGCAGGUGAAAUCGAUACCCCUCGAGACCAUCCGUGCCGUCCAGAGAUAUCCUCGACGAACGCCGUCCCCAGCACGGUCGUCUCACUCCAAGAGUUCCAGCCCCUCCUCAUCCUUGACGGACCUUGCCAAGAGCCUUUUCGGUAGAAGCCCCUCCCCGCAGUGAAUCGCUACGUGUGAACGUCGUGCUUCGUACCUCGACGCCAUGGACACAAGCUGCGCAUAACAUACCAUUCAUCUGUAUUGCUACUGUCCUCGCGCGAUUGUAUCACUAUACGCUACCGUUACCGGAGGCGCUCCAUCAUCGACUCUGUUUUGCGUUCAUGCCAAGAAACCUACUAACGCGCUAUGGCUUUCGUAUCACGAAAGGACCUAUACCUAAUGUACAUACAUAGUUU